GGGUCUCGUGACGUCAUCUCCGGGCGCCGAGGGUGACUGGACCUGUGGUGGGCUUCCAGGGCUCCGCGGCGUUGCAGGUUACAUUCGCUGCAUACCGGAGGGCGGAAGUGCAGGAGGGCUCGACUCCGACCUCCGCGCCGGUGCUUUCUGCGGCUGCGCGGGCUCUUCGGAGUCCUGCUCCCGCGCCUCCGCAGGACAGUGUGUCAGGCAGGCAGGCUGCACCGCCGCCCCACAGCUCCGCCGGAGCCGGGCAUCUGAGCGUCUCCACUGGUGCGGAAGCCGGAGGGGGUGCUGGCGCUUCGGUUUGGCUUUGGUUGAAAAGAAUUUGGCCUGCAUGUACUGUCUUAACCACUGGAAGAAUGACAGAUGACAAAGAUGUGCUUCGAGAUGUGUGGUUUGGACGAAUUCCAACUUGCUUCACUCUGUAUCAGGAUGAGAUUACUGAAAGGGAAGCGGAACCAUACUAUUUGCUUUUGCCAAGAGUAAGUUAUUUGACGUUGGUAACUGACAAAGUGAAAAAGCACUUUCAGAAGGUUAUGAGACAAGAAGACGUUAGUGAGAUAUGGUUUGAAUAUGAAGGCACACCACUGAAAUGGCAUUAUCCAAUUGGUUUGCUGUUUGAUCUUCUUGCAUCAAGUUCACCUCUUCCUUGGAACAUCACAGUACAUUUUAAGAGUUUUCCUGAAAAGGACCUUCUGCACUGUCCAUCUAAGGAUGUAAUUGAAGCUCAUUUUAUGUCCUGUAUGAAAGAAGCCGAUGCUUUAAAGCAUAAAAGUCAAGUAAUCAAUGAAAUGCAGAAGAAAGAUCACAAGCAGCUCUGGAUGGGAUUACAAAAUGAUAGAUUUGACCAGUUUUGGGCCAUCAACCGGAAACUCAUGGAAUAUCCUGCAGAAGAAAAUGGAUUUCGUUAUAUUCCCUUCAGAAUAUAUCAGACUACAACUGAACGUCCUUUCAUUCAGAAGCUGUUCCGGCCUGUGGCUGCAGAUGGACAGUUACACACACUAGGAGACCUCCUCAGAGAAGUCUGUCCUUCUGCUGUUGCUCCUGAAGAUGGGGAAAAAAAGAAUCAAGUGAUGAUUCAUGGAAUUGAGCCCAUGUUGGAAACACCUCUGCAGUGGCUCAGUGAACAUCUGAGCUACCCGGAUAAUUUUCUUCAUAUUAGUAUCAUCCCACAACCAACAGAUUGAAGGAUCAACUGUUUGCCUGACCGGAAUCACCCUUAAACAGGAUUUUCCAGAGCAUGUCACCCUCCUGCUUCAGUCAGGGUCGGUGGAGGCAGCCUGACCAGAAACACUGCACAUGCUGCGAGCAGAGCAGGCACGAGAUUCCACGUCAGAUAAGGCAACUGGGCUGGUCUGUCUGUGCAUCACCACUGCUUUCCUCCACUGCCGUCGGUAAACCUCAGCCGUGACACGAAAGAUCCGCAGGACCACUGCAAGUCUUCUGUUUUCUUGUAAAAUAUAAUGAAGCCUAAACCUUUGGCCUAUGAAGAUGUGCCACUCGGUUUGUAUUUCUGAUUAACAAAUAAACAGAGAUAUUUCCUAAGGUGAUGAUGAUGAACUUUAGCUUGAGAGAGUGGAAACAUUGGUUUAAUUUUCAAGAGAAUUACACUUAAGAAAGUAAAAGAGAAAUUCUGUUAUCAAUAACUUGCAGUAAUUUUUUUUGUAAUAGAUUGAAUUACAGUAAACCCAUCUUUCCUUAAUGAAAAUUUCCUAUGUUUACAGUCUGUCUAUUGGUAUGCAAACAAUCUUGUAACUUUGAUAAUGAACAGUGAGAGAUUUUUAAAUAAAGCCUCUAAAUAUGUUUUGUCAUUUAAUAACAUAUAGUUUUGUCAGUUUUCAAGUACUUUCUGCCUCACAUAUGGUAGAUCACUUUUUACUCUGCUACCAUUCUGAUGGGUGGUCAUUGGCAGGGGCUGAUGUAGGGCAUAGGAUGACACAUCUCAGGAGCUGUCAUAGAAUUUCUUGCUGCCGACUUUAAAAUCUGUGUUCUCUAUACACUAAAGGUAUACAUAAUGUAACUGUUUCUCUUUGCUGUUUAUCAUUGUAAGCCUGUCAAAUCGUAGGAUGCCGAGCACCUGUGUGAGAUCAUUUUGCAUUUUUGGAAAAUCCCAUUCUUUUCCAAGCUAGUGUUUUCCGUUGGCUCCAGGUUUAAUUUUUCACUACAGUCCCCUGGCAGCCAAUCUUUGAAGUCUCAAAAUUACCUAUCUUCUGACUGCAGCAUCUUUUCCUUAAUUUUACCAAGAAUAACCAGGGGUAACUGGAGUUCUUACUCAACAUAAGGAAGGAUUGUUGUACUUUAUUACCAAGCUGCUGGGAUUUUACCAGUUGAACAUGCUUGUGCAUUGCAGUUGCUUUCUUCUGAGCUGGCUUGGUGUCCACUGUGAGUAUGCUCACACAGUAAUGGUCAUAGAUCCCGUAAAAAAGGAAUGUUUUUCUUAAAAAAUCAUACAAAUGUUGAAGUGAGGUCCUGCUAGUGCUCACUACUUCCUUUUCUUUUUCGUGUUGUUAUUUUCACUGAUGAAAAGUAAAUUAUUCAUAGAAUGAGAUAAAGUUGAUCUAAUAUUCUGGCAUAGAAAUUAUAAGGCUCAGUCAAAAAGAAUAACUUAGGGCACCAAUCACAGAAAAAUAGAAGCAAGUAGAAAACAAGUGGCCACUGUAAAUAAAAUGAAAGAAAACUGCCAUCUUAGUGAAAGAGGAAAAAAAUACUACCAAUAUUUGAGUUACGUAAGGAUAAAAAAUCCACUGACUUGUAUUUUUGCAAAAGAGGUUGGUCUGAAUAUGAUUGUUCACAUUAAAAGUGUUUGUUCCUCUGUUCGGUUUGGGGAUUUUCCCCCUGAUGUUUUGACAGACUGAAGUGAGCUUCGGUGAGCAAAAGGAUCAGAAUGCCAGGGAGUGCUAAACUGUGAUGAAGAAAGUGCAGUGAGGAAGGGGAGCCAGAGCAGUUGCCCACAGACAGGACCAGUGAACGGUCUUUGCAGUGGGCUAAUGUGAGCUAUUGAUCUUUAUUUCUGGGUUUGAAAGUAAAGUUAAUCAAGCCAUUGCCCACUUUUACUUAUUCAUUAUUACACCAGCAUCAUAACUGUAUUACUCUCCUCCCAGGUAAGUGAAGCCAAUAAUACAGCAGAAGAGGAAUAAAACCAGACAUUAGAGCUGGCUUAGAUAUCUAUUUUUGUUUCUUUUUAUUUGAAUAUUUAAAUUUUAUGGUUUAUUAAAAAGUUAAAUAA
Molecule: messenger RNA, 3226 nt
Organism: Otolemur garnettii (small-eared galago)
Lineage: Eukaryota; Metazoa; Chordata; Mammalia; Primates; Galagidae
Gene: ATG5
Product: autophagy related 5
Exons: 8
Coding region: 360-1187 (275 amino acids)
Biological process (GO): C-terminal protein lipidation; autophagosome assembly; nucleophagy
Cellular component (GO): cytoplasm; phagophore assembly site membrane; Atg12-Atg5-Atg16 complex
Source: RefSeq, a predicted model, not a curated record